AUGCUGGGCCCUAACUCUACUGCAUUCACCAAUCCCAGCACCUUCAUCCUCAUGGGCAUACCUGGUCUGGAAGACUUGCACAUUUGGAUAUCCAUCCCUUUCUGCUCAAUGUAUGUUAUUGCUCUCAUGGGAAACAUGCUCAUCCUUUUCAUCAUCAAAACUGAGACUGCUCUCCAUGAACCCAUGUUCUAUUUUCUUUCCAUGUUGGCCAUCACAGAUCUCAUCUUGUCAACCUCUACUCUUCCCAAGAUGCUGGGUAUCUUCUGGUUCAAUUAUCAUGAGAUUGACUUCCAUGCCUGUCUCACUCAGAUGUUUUUCAUUCAUGCUUUCUCUGGAGUGGAGUCAGGGCUCCUUUUAGCCAUGGCAUUGGACCGCUAUGUGGCGAUCUGCAACCCUCUAAGACAUUCAUCCAUUCUCACAAAUUCUGCUGUUGCUCAGGUUGGAACAGUGGUACUUCUACGUGGGUUAGUACUAAUGACACCACAUCCCUUCCUGGUAGGGAGGUGGCCAUAUUGCAGGACAAAUGUGGUUCCCCACACAUACUGUGAGCAUAUGGCUGUGGUAAAAUUGGCAUGUGCAGACAUUUCUGUCAAUAGUCUUUAUAGCUUGGCAGUAAUUAUCUUAAUUGUUGGGACUGAUGUGACAUGCAUCUCUCUGUCCUAUGUACAGAUACUCCGUACUGUGUUCAGUCUUCCUUCUAAAGAUGCCAGGUUAAAGACACUCAGCACUUGUGGGUCCCAUGUUUGUGUCAUCCUCACCUUCUACAUCCCUGCUCUUUUCUCCUUCCUCACUCACCGUUUUAGUAAGCAUAUACCACGCCACAUCCACAUCCUUCUGGCCAAUAUGUACUUACUGGUGCCUCCUAUGCUGAAUCCAAUUAUCUAUGGAGUAAAAACCAAACAAAUUCGAGAAUGUGUUCUAAAAUUUUUCAUGGUUCAUAUUAACUGA
Molecule: messenger RNA, 948 nt
Organism: Tupaia belangeri chinensis (Chinese tree shrew)
Lineage: Eukaryota; Metazoa; Chordata; Mammalia; Scandentia; Tupaiidae
Product: olfactory receptor 52E2
Exons: 1
Coding region: 1-948 (315 amino acids)
Biological process (GO): G protein-coupled receptor signaling pathway
Cellular component (GO): plasma membrane
Molecular function (GO): olfactory receptor activity; G protein-coupled receptor activity
Source: RefSeq, a predicted model, not a curated record